This is a messenger RNA of Monodelphis domestica (gray short-tailed opossum), 8572 nucleotides long. It is a transcript of the gene SH3RF3, whose product is annotated as SH3 domain containing ring finger 3. The record is from RefSeq and is a predicted model, not a curated record. NCBI's taxonomy places the organism in Eukaryota, Metazoa, Chordata, Mammalia, Didelphimorphia, Didelphidae. Gene Ontology annotation, molecular function: protein binding.
CUUUAACUGAAUUCAUCUACACAAAAGAGAAAGAGACCUUCAUGAUCCAGGGUCAUCAUUUGCAGUGUGUUGGCAGAUCCUAGAUUGCCCCUCCCUCUCUUUGAAAAUUCCUGGAACUGAAAAUCCCUGAAGUAUUCUGACUUUGAGAGGACAACGUGACCACUACAAGAAGUAGAUAUUCAUCCUGCCAGCCAAGAGGACUAAGGACCUACAAGCCACCCUGGAAAGACAAAUUCUGACAAAAUCUGAACUUGGGACAGGAAACGACCACGAGGGGGCAGCACGCUGCAGGGAAUAUCUUCACUCCAGUUGGCAAGCAAACCUACCAAACUUCCCCAGCUUCUCCAGUUCCUUCGGUACGUAUUUCCGUUGCUCUGACGCUCUCCUGAGCUAGGGGGUCGGGCAGGAGAAAUCGAUUCUUUCCCUCUCCCUAUCCAUCCCUCUUCUCUUACCCAAAGGGAAAUUCGAGUAGGAGUGAAGAGGUGUUGCGGCGGGAGACAGAAGAGGCUUCCAAAACAUCUCAAUAACUGGAAUUGCGUUCCCUUGGACGUGGGAGAGCGCAGAGUUUCUCUGGCUAUCGCUUUCGACUAUAGGAGGGGAAACGUGUCCUUUUGGGCGCUAAGAGGGCAGUAAGAGGGCACAGAGCCUUGAAGGAUCUGCAGUUCUGCCCCCCGGCCUUGCUCAAGCAGCUCUGGGAAGGGUCAGGAGCCCGGAGGUCAAGUGCGUAACUGUCCCGAAGAUCAGAUGCGCCGUGAAUUGCGCAGACAGCGAGAACUUCAGAAACCUCUCCUUUUCAGUGCCUAGCACCAACCUUAGCUGGAGCAGCUUGUGGCGGCUGCAGCAGCAUCCCAGGGCAUCGCUGUAGCUGUCAUUCCUCUGGAGGAGCAGAGGAGAGAAGGCUUACAAUGCUCCAGGGAGUCAGCGGUCGGGAAUGAUGCAGCCAGUUCUCAGCCCGAAUCUCUCAUAAAACAAAACAAAACAAACAAACCCCGAACCCAAUCCAACCCAGCGAUGAAGAGGAGGAUUCUAACGACACAGACCAAACUUUAUGACCCCUUUCGCUUCAGAUCAGCUUGACUGAAUCGCCGAGUUCCACGGUAAAUAUCUUUCUACUCGAGGUGAGAAGAUGGUGACAAUCAAUGAAAGAAUGAAUCUAUCAGUGGGGAGGAGAGAGAUUUGAAGGGUCCCCCUACUCCCUUCUUUUUUCACGACUCUGGGAGGAUUAUAUAAGGUCGACCACGGGCUGCCAUCAGCCAGAAGGAGAAAAGAGUUAUUGAGAGGUGAAUUUUUGCCCUUUUCCUCAACCUCCACCAGUCUUGUAUCUCUAGCAUCCUGCAGUGAAGGUGACUGACUCCCAGCCAGUUUGUUUCAGUCCUAGCUUGCAAUGCACUUUUUUUCCCCCAGAGGAAAGGGGAGGAUAUAGCUAAAGCAAGGAGUUCCCUGGAGGGAGGUGGCGGGGACCUGCGAUCAGGUGGUGGGGAGCCCCAUGGAGAACAGUUUGGCUGAGUCGCGGUGGGGAAGCUCUGACAAAGCUCCCAAGACUCUCCUGGUCUUGCUGUUGCUGUGUUUGCUUUCUCACUUUCCUCGGUCAGAAGGCUACAUUGCUGGCGCCCUGGGCCACCACUGAACCUUUGGAGCCUACUAAGUCGUGCUUUUUCCCCGUUUGACUGAUUUUACCCUCUUUGCCCCACCCACCAGUGGACACUCGUGGGAGAGACAGGUGUAGCUCAUCUUAUUCUAAUGCCUGCCUGCCCCCUGUGGGGCGGACAGCUGAUUUGCUUGGGAGGCCCAGGGACUUUGGUGUCUGGAGAUCGAGCCUCAAGGCAGGGUGAGAUUUUGGCUUGAAGCUGGGUAGGAGUUGGUUCCCCAGAGAGCUCGUAAAUCCUGAAGCCGGUCCGAAGGGCCGUUUCUGCGCCACUUUUUCUUUGCUGCUCCCGUAGCCUUUGGGACCCAGAGCAUUUGGGAAGAGGAGAGGUGGUGACAUCACGUCCAGAGAUCGAGGGAGGGAGCUGGAAAACUCCCCCUUCCCCAUCGCUCUUCAUUCCUAGCGUUUCCUGGCUACACCCGCUGUUAAUCUGUGGAUGAAGUUGGCUAGGUCCUUUCUUCCGCGUCUCCCCUGGAGGGUGGCUGCCCGGAUGCCUCCUGCCAGCGGCAGGCCCACAGUACCCGGGACUUAGGGCUGCUGCGUUCUCUGCAGCCUUCACCACCGGACUCCAUGCUCCUAGGAGCGUCUUGGUUGUGCGCUUCCAAAGCCGCCGCAGCGCAGAGCGAAGGAGAAGAGGAAAGGCAAGGCGAGAGGAGGAGGAGGCGAGCAGCCGCUGCCGCCGCCGCCGCAGCAGCAGGAGGAGAAGAAAUGGACGAGUCCUCCUUGCUGGAUUUGCUGGAGUGCUCGGUGUGCUUGGAGCGUCUGGACACUACAGCCAAGGUGCUCCCGUGCCAACACACCUUCUGCCGCCGCUGUCUGGAGAGUAUCGUCUGCUCUCGCCAUGAGCUGCGCUGCCCGGAGUGUCGCAUCCUGGUGGGCUGUGGGGUGGAUGAACUGCCCGCCAACAUCUUGCUCGUCAGGCUGCUGGACGGCAUCCGCCAGAGACCCAGAGGCAGCAGUGGGGGAGGCGGGAGCAGCAGCUGCAGCAGCAACGGGAAUAGCCCCACCGCCCGAGGUCACGGUCCUACCCCAGCCGGAGGGAGUGGAGGAGUUGGAGGCAAUGCCCCAGGGUCCCCAGCCUAUCACCCAGCAGCCGCCGCCGCCGCAGCCACUAUCUCUGGGGGCACCAGUGCGGCUGCCAGUCUAAGGGAACUGGCCGCCGCUAGCAGGAGCGCCCUACUGGGAAAGAAUAUUUCCCAACUUCCUUGUGGCAAAGCCCUCUAUAGCUAUGAGGGGAAAGAACCUGGUGAUCUCAAGUUUAACAAAGGAGACAUCAUCAUCCUGCGUCGAAAGGUGGAUGAGAACUGGUACCAUGGGGAGCUGAAUGGAAACCAUGGCUUCUUCCCUGCCAGCUAUAUUCAGUGCAUCAAGCCCUUACCACAAGCCCCACCCCAGGGCAAAGCACUUUAUGACUUUGAGAUAAAGGAUAAAGAUCAGGACAAGGACUGUUUAACUUUCACCAAGGAUGAAAUCUUGACUGUCAUCAGGAGAGUCGAUGAUAACUGGGCAGAAGGAAUGCUGGGAGAUAAGAUUGGAAUUUUCCCUCUCCUCUACGUGGAGCUCAACGAAUCCGCCAAACAGCUUAUUGAGAUGGACAAGACAUGCUUAGCUGCUGCAUCUGGCUGUGAUGUCUCCUUGCCAUCUGACACCAACAUGGCAGGCAAUCUGGCCCAGUGUUCUACCUUAAGCAGCUCGGGAGCAGUCAGUGCCAUUCAGCGGCGUAUCGAUGGCAAGAAGAAUGCCAAGAAACGCCACUCCUUCACUGCCCUCAGUAUGACGCACAAAUCCUCCCAGGCUAUGAGCAAUAGGCAUUCCAUGGAAAUUAGUGCACCUGUUUUGAUCAGCUCUAGUGAUCCCCGGGCUGCUACCAGAAUUGGAGAGUUGACUCACCUUUCAUCCAGUGCUCCAGCCCAGGACUCUUCUUCAGCUGGAUCUGCCACCAUGGCUGGGCCCCGAUCAAGUGCAGUUGCUGGAGAACCAGGAACAUCCCCAAAGGUCCAGCUGCCCCUCAAUAUAUACCUAGCACUUUAUGCAUACAAGCCCCAGAAGAAUGAUGAGCUGGAACUGCGCAAGGGAGAGAUGUACCGAGUCAUUGAGAAGUGUCAAGAUGGCUGGUUUAAGGGAACCUCACUGAGAACUGGGAUCUCUGGAGUCUUCCCAGGAAACUAUGUGACUCCUGUCUCCAGGGUCCCUAUAGGAGGAGCUGGACAGUCCCGGAAUAACAUACCUGGAGGAUCUCCACUGGCUAAAGGGACGGCAGGAACUGCUCUUCCUGGAGGUGGGAGUCUAACCAACCCAGCCACUACUAUCAGACCCAUUGUUCCACUAACUGCACCUCAGACCCAUCCCCAGCACCAGGCAGCUUUUCCUCCCAUGAGCAAUUGUCUGAGGCAUUCAGCUCAACAAGCAGCCAGCCAGGCUCGAAGUGCCAUGCAGAUAGCUGCCCAUCCUUCUGCUCAGCCUCAAGACCGUCCCACUGCGACAGUAUCACCUCUACGUACCCAAAGCUCUCCAUCCCGCCUGCCAGCUACCGGGAUCAGGCCGCACACCAUUGUAUCUCCACAGCACCUCCACCAAUCCCCAAUUCAAGUCGUUGCAGGCGCCCAGUGCCCCAGGCCCGUCAUUCCUCUCACAUCGGCAGCAUCGGCCAUCACGCCUCCCAAUGUGAGCGCAGCCAACCUGAAUGGAGACAUGGGCGGUGGGCCCAUUGGUGGCCUGAUGACUUCCAGCCCAACCAACACGGCCUGCAAAACAGAGGAGAAAAAGAAUGAAAAGAAAGAGAAGAAAGGUGGACUGUUGAAACUUCUAGCAGGAGCAUCUACCAAAAAGAAGUCCCGCUCACCCCCAUCUGUGUCCCCAACUCAUGACCCCCAGGCGGCAGCUGCUGAGGGAGCUCUCCAGGGUGCUGUGGGACCUGAAGUGUCAUUGCUGUCCAGCCAUGGGAGGGCUGGCUCCUGCCCAAUUGAAAGUGAGAUGCAAGGCGCCAUGGGAAUGGAACCACUGCACAGGAAGACGGGCUCUUUGGAUCUGAACUUCUCCAUCUCAUCCCCAGUCAGGCAGCCUCCUCCUUCUAUGGCAGCCAUCCGUCCAGAACCCAAACCAUUGCCCCGAGAAAGGAGAGAGAAGCAAAUCACAACCAAAUUAGCACAUAUGAGGUACCGCGUCGUGGUCUCCUACCCUCCACAGAGCGAGGCCGAGAUUGAGCUGAAAGAAGGAGACAUUGUGUUCGUGCACAAGAAGAGAGAGGAUGGCUGGUACAAAGGGACACUGCAGAGGAAUGGGAGGACUGGCCUCUUCCCUGGAAGCUUUGUUGAAAGUUUCUGAUGAGGACUGGUUGCCUUUCUCCCCCUAACAUCCACCACCAUUCUCCAAACCAAAAGACCUUCCAGAGGAAAUUUCUGUAGCACAAGGAAAGAAAACAAAGGGAGGGUCACUGUUCUCUAUUGUCACCAUCCCUUCCAAAGAUGCUCCCAGGCCCUUCUCCUCUCUGGAGGCCUGGGGGGUCGCUAUGUUUCUCUAACUGGGGGAUGCCUUGGACUGGGGAUGGGGAAGGGGACCAUGGCUAGACACUGAGAGAACACAGCUUUGGAUUGUAUUUCACCUUAAAUGCCAACUCCCUUUGUGUAAAUUAUAGAGAGAAAAUAUCUUUUAAAGAGAAAAUAAGAAAAAAGUUGAUUUAUUGCUGUAACUUAUUUUGUUGGAGCUGCCAUGCUCUUGUUUCCUGCCUAUGCAAGAUGGAUUUGAGGAGUCCAGGAGGGCUGCUGAGAAGCAUUGAAAACAAGCCACAUUGGUUUGAUGCUUCUUUGGGGAGGAAGUGAUGUAGGUGGAGAAGCAUUUAGGGAGAAUUCCCAUUCAGGCAUUGCCCUGGAGGAUCCAGUGGGGAAUCCAAUUGCUAAUGUCACCCUUUCUAUAUACCUCAGUAAUCUGCUGCCUAAUCAUUUCAGCAAGGGUGCUCAGAGAAGGGGAGGUUGUUUUUCAUCUGGAGGGGCGAGAAGGGAGGGAUACAGAACUGCCCUGGGCAGGACCUCCCCAAAGCUAGAGAUCUCCCAUGUGGCUUUGGGUUGUUUGGGGGAGGGGGGCGGGGAAUCCUUUUUUGUGUGUCUCCUCUCAGUAGUAUAAGCAGCAAUUUUUGUUUUUACCCUCCAAUAUCACCUUUUUUUCUUAUGGCAUACCUUUUUAUGUAAAAGCUAUUAGACUUUAUAUAUUUCUAAUAGGUCAUACAUUUCCUAUUUUUUCAUACAUCUGGUGCUGCCUUUUGGUAAAACUAUGAAUGACUUGGUUUUGCUUAAAAAAGAGAGUGUCAGUGGAGAGAGAGAGAGAGAGAGAGAGAGAAAGAGAGAGAGAGAGAGAGAGAGAGAGACAUCAAACAUGUAGACAUUUUUAUAUUUGCCAUAUGAACUUUGGAGCAUACCAACAAGUCCAUGUCCUCGAGAUCAAAACCUUGGCUGGUGUUUCAUGGAGCAAGUGAGAGAAUCCAUUUGGGUGGUAGGGGGAGAGGACUUGAAAAAAGCCAAUUUCCUUAAACCUUCACUAAAAUCCCAUGCUCUGUCUAGACAGGGACAAUUAUUCAAGAAUUGGGAGCAUUUCCAGGAGAAGGGAACCAUUUUAACUGACUUUUACGUGGCAAUAAAAAGAACACUGCAGGUCCACACUGGCCCAAGAUGGUGGAAUUUUCCUCUCACUCCAUCAGAGGGAAAUGUCAGUGGUUGUAAUUAGCUUUCUCAAAAUGUGAUUUCUUCCUGUUAAAAAUGUAUAGUUCUGAACCAUUGUGCAGAUUCACAGCUUGGUUAUGAUUUCAUUGGAAAUGAACAAUAUCAUUCUCUACUAGGCAGUGCAUACUUCCAUCUUCCAGGGACUAAAAGGUGCAAUAAAGGCAAGCAAGUAGAUUCAAUUUUGUGACACAAACACGGAAAAGAAAAUCUAAUAGUUGCUCUGUAGGACUCUGGGGUUGGAGGAGAAAGAAGAGGGCAAAGAUGACAGGAAGCUUUGAUUGCAUUGGGUCUUAAAACAAGUAGUAGUUCUAAGAAAAUUAUAUCCCUUAAGAAAUAUUUGCCUUUUCUGUAUAUAACAGUAGCACAGAUUGUAGAUCGGCCAUUUGAGACCACCUGAGUUGUCAUAUCUCAAAGGUGGUCUUAUUCUAAAGAGGCUUGUUUCCCAACUGAUAUGUUUUCAUUGACCAAAGGAUAAAAAUCCAUAUGUUUCCCAUCCUUAAAAAACAAACACUCCAACUUAGGUUGAACUGCAUAAAUUUGUCCUUAGGAACGCAGGGUUUCCUUGGCUUUCUUGGAUGUGACAAACAAAUUCCAGACAGUCAGCCUCCCGCCAGACAUGGUGCCUUUGAAAUACUGAGCUGUUAUUUUCAGAUCUCAUAUUUUUGGAUGGUUCAGUGGCUAUUUAUUACUGUUGGGUGGUAACCAACACCAAAAGGUUCCUGUUAUUGUCAGGAGGAAAAGGACUUCUUUCCCUCUUUCCAACUGAUAGCUGACUUAAGAAAUUUGUUUAAAAAAAAAAAAAGAGGGGCUGGUUUAAAAAUAGAGAGCACUGUCUGUGGAAUUGAUCAAAACCUGCACAUCUCCAUCAGGGAUGAUAUAUUAGUUGGCUAGCAAGCAAAAAUGGCCCCAAAAAAGGCAUAUGUGUGUAUAUAAAAACCGUAUCACUAUGCAAAAUGUGUAUUGAUUGAUAGAGACACCUAGAUGGUGUAUACACCCAGGCAACUCUCCUCUCUAGUGAAAGCUCAGAUAAUUGAUAUCUUCAGAUAAUCCAGGACCCUUACUUUCACUCUUCUCAAAUAUUCAAUGAGGAGAGCAGUGAACAAGUUAAGGAAGAAUCUGGUGCGAAUUUCAUUUUCUCUCUCUACCCCUGCCCACAUUAUGCUAAAAAGCAGAAAUGUGGCCAAGAGACUUCAGGCCAGAAAGGAAUCCUGGAUGAUUUACGCAAUAGAUGUUCAAUUAGCCCAUGAAAUAACAAUUAAGAGAAUUGACUAUUCCCAACACUGUCAAAUGAGAUACUUUAUUGGGUGAGGAAGGAGGGAAGAGAAUGACAAUUGCUAUCUUCAGUUUUUAAUGAAGAAAGAAGACAAUUUGGCCCCUUGCCUGCCCCUUGGUAGUCAGCCUUACCUCCAAAAGUCCUAGACAGCAAACUCUAGAAGGCUUUAAUCUCAUAGGACCAAAGCCAGAGCAUUUGGGGAAGGAGGAAAUGCACAACCAUCAUUAAUGUUUUUCAGUCAUUUUUGAGCACAAUUGUGACAGUCCUAGUUAAUGAAAAAAUUAAACCACAAAGAAAAAAAAAAUCCAACAGGAGCAAAGUGUCACCUUUUGGGGGGUGGGGUGGGGGGGUUACCUUGCCUUGAAGAAUCUGUAACGGUAUGUCUUGGUGUUUGAUAUAUUGAAACCGUACUUUAUUUGCAGCCCCUGUUUCUGGUUUGACUGAAUGGUUCAUUUGUUUUAAUCGUUGAGUAAUUUUUCGUUGUCGUUGCCGUUGUUGGCCAAACCGAUACCAUUGGAGCAGCAGCACAGUCUGGGAUGUAUAACAACCAGCAAAUGAAGUAAGUGGAGACAUGGGCUGCCAAGGACAUCCUGCAUCUCUAGCAGGGAUGAGCGGCAGCCUGGGCCCAUUGACCCAAGUGAAUGCAAGGAAAGGAAGAUGAGCAAAGUAGAGAAUGUGCAUGCACUUCCUACCUUCAAAGUAAAAUGCAUUCUUCUGGCAAACGUCAACCUCAUUUUGUAAAAUGCCAACUUUGCUCUACUCGAAAUGGUCUCGGCUAACUGACUCUGAACAAUUCCUUUGUACUUUGCACAGCUCAGAAAACGUUUUUUUGUUAUACCCGAGUGUCAGCGUGUGAUUUAAGAAACAUUGACAGUGAUGGUUACAAAUGAACUAUGAUGACUGUGUUCUGAGUCUUUAAAUAAAAAUGAAUAUGGAAAAUAG